UAUGGCAAACGUUUUCCUACGGCGGUGAACAGAAGCGGCUCACCAGCAGCGCAUCACAGGAACGGGAAACGUGCGAUGCGAAUAGUUUGAUACGUCGCCGGUACGGUGGAAAGCACCACCCCAAACUAAAACAGUUUUUCUCAGUAGAAGUAUCUAAGUGAAACGCACAUCCCGAUUCCCAUGAAUCGAACGAAACGUGUAGUGAGAAGCACAGUUUAAUACACUAACAAGCGAUAGGAUAGCUUAUUUCCGUCUGCCGAAAUCGAACUGGGGCAGCAAUGUUGGUGGUCAAAUGACAGCGCGCAGUGUUGAGUUCAAGGCGAAGCCAAAGUGUUCAAUCAUGCGAAGGGUGAUUUUAUGAGGUUUUCCUAAUUUCGCUCUCCAAUUUUGCAAACGCCUGCAGGAAGAAUAGAAAACCCAUAAAAUAGAUACUAAUUAAAGUGCUGAAAAAAAACCUUCUGCGAAGAAACGAGGAAAAAAGUGGUGAACUGUUGAAUGCUAAUCGGGGUUAAAAUGAAUCCCAAAGGAAAACGUUGAUAAUUAGUUGGCUGAGCUUUUACCCUCUUGUGGUUCGGUUCGAUUAACACGCUUCUUCAUUAUCAAUCGAUGAUUUCUGAAAGAGAUUUUGAAUGAUUCAUGGUUGCUGGCUGAGAAAUUAGAGAUCAAAAAUACACAAUCCAAGCAUCAAACGUUUACCGAGAAUUUAUAAUAACUGGAAUGAACUUCAUGGGCAGUUGCAACUACUCGUAUUAAUUUGCAAACAUUCACAACCCGGUCCUCCCACAAGGACAAACAUCCCGCCCCGCCAUGACUGACCUCCUAUCGCCACCGCCGUCAUCGUCGCAACCGCACUACUGGCAGACGCGAUACUUCCUCUACAUGGAAUUGCCAUCGUCAAUCGUAUCAUCCAGUUCCGACAACGGAGAGCUGCCCUCCCAUGAAACGGAUAAAAUGCUCUCAGCCUGGGACCUGUCGACGGCGGUGCCGAUGUCGGAGAAUAUGCUAUCAGAUGCCGAGCAGACGCAAUUGCUACUGUACGACAUCCUAAUCCCGUUGCUGGGCUCGUUGAUAAUCGUGAUGAACGCGGCCGUCGUUACGUCCAGUUUGUUGCUUCUACGAAAAGGUCAACAACCAUACACGACGUACUUAUUUCUGGGAAAUGUAGCAGCAUCAGAUCUGCUGACGGGAUUCGCCGUCCUAUAUGGCCAGUAUGCGCCCAAGGAAAUCCGCGGCGAAGAUAACUGUUCCAUCCUUAUCGGAUUAAUUGUAUCCACCACCCUUGUAUCGGUAUACAGCAUUGGAUUGAUCGCAGUCGACCGGUACCUGUACAUCGUCUACGGGCUCCAGUACCAGCGCUACAUCACACCCACCAGGGCGAAGCUCUCCAUCGCCGCCACCUGGUUUAUCGGGCUCAUCAUCGGCUUCCUCCCUGCGUUCGGUUGGCGCGGCGAUACCGACGAUGGACGUGUAUGCUGGUUCAUCCGUUUGGCACCACCAGCUCUCAUUAUAUUGACCACCGUGGUGGGAAUAAUCCCUCUGAUUGUGGUCAUUGUUCUGUACAGCAUCAUUCUGCACAAAGCCCUCCGACGGGUUGCGCAGCUGAAAAAAGCGAGCCGAGAGCAACAGGGCGCCCUAGCUGGCAAUUUACGGUUGUUCCGUGGUGGCGCGGCGGCAUCUGCUACAUCUGUUGUGGCGACGGCCGAACAGCCCCUCUCCGAAGAGCAUCACAAAACAACAAAAUGCUUCCAGUGCUGCAAAAAACGCUCGACCAUUGUCAGUCGGGGAAGCGGCAAGCAUCCGACCAAGUGGAAGGCCAUCAAGGUGGUCAUGCUCACGACGGGGUGCUUCGUAGUGACGUGGCUGCCAUAUUUCAUCGCAAGCACCAUGUAUGUCCUGUGUAACCCAGAUACGAACCAGGACCUGUGCCGUGGUUUACAGUUUGCUAUCGCAAGCCCGCUGGCCAUUCUCGGAUUCUUCAACAGUCUUCUAAAUCCCCUUAUCUAUGCCUGGUGGCACAAUGGUUUCCGAACAUCAAUGAAGAAGCUUUGGCGAAAAAUGUGCUCCUGUUGCUGCCAGUCAGGGGACAAUAAAUCAUUCCCGCCAGAUCCGGCACAAGAGGUAUCGGCAAGAACAGCAUCCACCACCGGUAGUAGUACAGUCAACGGCACCACUUCCGACGGGAAUGGUGCUAACCAACAGUCUCGAAGCUCAAAUGCUACAACAUCAACAACUACCAACACUUCUUUUACUGCCAGUCCCCAGCCACGUUUUUCGAGGAGCAAUAACACCAACAAAAAUAGUAACAGAUCGAUGCCCACGUACAGCAGCGACACCAGUGACCUGGAAAAUCGAAUAACAGACACGGAUACAGAUGGUCCCGAGCAGACUAGACUGUGAAAAAUGUAAAGGAAACAUUCGAGUGGUCCUUUCGUUCAACAAGAUUACCUUCGCUCCCUAGCUCAGUAUGUAGUGUGUAAGAAGAUAUUCGACCGUUUGUGUCAGUAUAAGUUUAUUCAUUUCACGUGUGUCAAAACAAGCAUACGGCGUUCAAAACAAAGUCAACAAUCAUAUUAAAUUGUUUGUGAACUGAUCGCAAAUUUAAUGGCUGAUAGGAAAAGAAAAUAAAGUUCCCCUUCUACCUCAUGAAUGAGUCGAAAAACAAUAUUUGCUCAAAACAUCAACAUUCACUUUAUUUAUUAAUUUAUGUUUAAGACAAUAAAAACCUCAAGUAGUUUUGAAUCCCACGAAGUCGUCUUCUUCUUCCAAUCAUACA
This is a messenger RNA of Armigeres subalbatus, 2773 nucleotides long. Its product is annotated as glucose-dependent insulinotropic receptor-like. Gene Ontology annotation, cellular component: plasma membrane. Gene Ontology annotation, biological process: adenylate cyclase-activating adrenergic receptor signaling pathway. The record is from RefSeq and is a predicted model, not a curated record. NCBI's taxonomy places the organism in Eukaryota, Metazoa, Arthropoda, Insecta, Diptera, Culicidae. Gene Ontology annotation, molecular function: G protein-coupled receptor activity.